GUAUAAGUGAUAAGAAAGUACUAACGAGCAAAAAGGAGAUAGUGUUGCGCGUAAAAUUGGCGAAAUACAACCAAUGGCUGUAGAGUGGAAGGACUUUCUAGUAGGAGAGAUGCGCGAAACGGAUGAGUAUUUGUCCAUCCGGUUUCUAUCUUCGACUUGAAUCGUCAGUGAUGCAAGAUCGAGCCGGAAAGCAACGAGAGCCUCGAGGUGGAGAUACGUACACAAGCAGGAAUGCGAGUCCUCACUACUUCGAUUCUCUCGAUUGUUUCCUUCCUCUCCGCCUCGAUCUUGCAUCACUGAAUUUUAAACCCAGUACCAAAACGCAAGGUGCGAUGAAGCUAUAUCGUAAUCAUAUCGCACAGUAUCAGUUUGCAAGACUGUAGGACUGAUCUAAUCGGAGUUGAGUGCUCGCUUUAAACACAAAUACACGGUGACAAAAGCAUAGUUGUGUGCAAUUGCGAUUGCAAUUAAAUAAUAAAUAAAAAAAUGUCAUUCACGACAAAUCUAGGAUAUUGUCCGCAAAAGGAGUUGCGUUACACUAAACUAUUACCCUUCAAAGAUCAAUUAGAAAAAGAAUCGUUAGUAUGGCUUGUCAAGAUCAAGCAGAAUCUAGGACGUUCUGUUAUGCUUCGGGAAAUUGAACCAGCAUGUGUAUUUUGGACGAAACAAUUAUAUAUGUAUAUAGAAGUGUAUGGAUUAAUGUUUAGUAAAGAAGAUCAUAUAAUAUUUGCGAAGUUAAUGUAUGAAAUUAUUACUAUACCAAAAGUGAACGCAAGUGUUAUGUUGAAGUGUACUAAGGUGCUUAGAGCCUUACUAAAGAAAGAAGAAUUAAUUAGUCCCGAUGAGUUAGAAAUUCCAUGGAGACCUUUCUAUAAACUGUUAUGUAAAUUUACAGAUCCAGGAAUGUAUUAUUAUAAUCUAAACUUACAUCAGUUCUUAGAUGACAUACGAUACAUAGUAACUUACUUUUCACUGACCGCCACACAAGAAAUAUUAGAUGAAUUAAGACCAAAAUUUUGUCCGUUUAAUGCGGCAAUGAGGAAGAGUAUUUAUGUUUUAUCCAUUUUGUUACCAACCAAAUUACGUCCUCAGCAUCAUUCUGUUGGAUAUCUUUUAUGGUUUGAUGAACUUAUGAAUAUGUGGAAAGUAUUCCAUAAUUCGCCAAGCUGGGACAUCAGUAUACUGUACUUAAUGGGACGAUUAGCACGUGACAAUAUCGGUUAUAUUGAUUGGAAUCCGCACUUACCUGUGAUGUUUUCUAGAUUUAUACGAUAUUUAAAUCUACCUGUAAUGUAUAAAAAUGUCUCAGACAAUAGAAAAUCUACAUUUCGUAUACCGCCGAUAUGUUCGUGGAUAGUAGGAGCUUUGGGAAAUGGUUCAGACGCGCAGAAGUAUUUAAAUAAAUUCUUGAAAACUAUAGAAACCUAUAUUUAUCCAGCAAAUUGUAGGCGUUGGACAAAAAAAUUAACUAAAUUUCUUUCCAUACUUACAGAUGAGUUUCUCAUACGUUUACGCAAAGAAAGAUAUAAUAAACCUACAUGGGAAACUUCAAUUCCAGACAAUUACAAGUUAACUGAUGAUGAUAUCGAUGCUUUUGUUAAGAGUGUAUUGCCGUUGGCUAUGGUAGUUAUGUAUCACGAAAAAACAUUUACCACUGAAUAUACUACUUUGCAAAAUCUAGCUUUGAUAAGGCCGAAUUUAGUGAUACCGGAUGUGCUAAGAGAAACAAAUUCCACAUUUACUUCUUUGAUCAAACCACAUAAACUUAUAAAUUCGAUAAAGUGCAUGACAGUUUUUGCUCAACAAAUGGUGCAAGGUUCUAGAUAUAUGAAUGGAGAUCACGUCUUUGCAGAAGGACCAACACACGUAGUACCACUGCUAUUUCAGUCAUUGCCUGGAAUUGAUCCAAAUAACUUAAAAAAGUGUUAUGUUACUUUAACGUUUAUAGGUGCAUAUUGUGGGCUUAUUCCUCUUGUAGAUUGCUCACAAUGUACCACCGACGAUAACACCGAGAAAAUAGUAUGCGAAACAACAUCGCGUUUCGAAGACUUUGUUCUGCAAUUUUUAGACAAAGUGUGUCUACUAAUAGAAACCCUUUCGAUCGAGGACGACAACAGGAUUGACGAGACAAGUGAUUUUGAUUUGUCGUUCCGAAUGCUAGUGAACACUACAUGCGAAAUUGUGUUGUCAAACGCUAGCAAAACGAUUUUUGAUAGUGCUUUAAAUAAAUUGCGCACAUUCAUGACGGAACGAAUCUCUGAAACCGAAAUCGCAGGCCAAUUAGCACAAUAUAUGUUCAGAGGAUUUGCUAAGUGUAACGGACGCGAAACAUUACGGGUACUGUUCCCUACGCUUGCGCAAACAAUUUUAUCAUUGGUCAACGAAAUAGAAGAUGUUUCGAAGGAAUAUAUUUCAGAUCAACGUCUUCUGUAUAAUUUGCUCAUAUUAACCGCAGUUGUCGACACGACGGGCGAUAAUUUGUUACCCUACAUGGAUACUUUGUAUGAGAUUGUCGAUCGCAUCCUACUUUUGAGAGCGACAGAUGAAAAUACAGCAGCACGCAAAUUGUUACAAAAGAUUCUCUUAAAUUUGUCAACUAUCACUAUGUAUCCUGAAAAAGUAAUUUGUGAAGAUCCCAAUUAUGUUCACGUUAGAGACUGGGGUAAAGGUGUGGAUGUUGAUAACUUUAAUCCAAAAUGGUAUAUUCCUGGCGCAGAAGAACUCGCUGUUGUAAAAAAAAUAUUUUUAAGAUAUUUAAUAGUUCACACUGACAAACUUAAGAAAUACUGCGAAGAUCCUAGUACAUUAACUUCGGAGGAGCUGUGUAUUAGUUUAAAUAUUAUAGGAGAUACUCUGUUCGGAGCCGUAGCUGUUUUACCAGUAUGGCCAAAAACCCCGCUUGCACUAAUCGAGUCUUCCGUAGAGUGUAAUAUAUCUGUACCACGUCAUUUUGAUCAAACAGAAUUUGUUACAAUGCCUGAUGGGAGCAAUGUUAGGCAACAUCUUGCUGGAAUUAUGAGCCAAGUCCAACGAACAAUGUUCAAUACUCGAAAAGACGAUACAGAAAGUUUCUGGGCUAUAUGUUUUAUAUGGGAAAAUCUGUUAUUUGGAAAUGAUAAUGAUUAUAAAAGAAAUGUAAAGGUCAACCUCUUUACUGUUUCUCACACCAAGAAGAUGUUUGAAAAUAAAUUAGAAGGAAACAAAAAUCGCAUACUUAGAUUAUUACGCAACCGCUGUAUACUGCAACUACAUAUUCGAGAGCUGGUGCGUAUCAGAAACUCAAGCAUAUUAACAGAAACUCACAAACAAAUAAUGAUGGAGGUAUUUACAUUGGCUACAAGCAAAUACACGCAAAUUCGUCAACUAGUUCACAUGUAUAUCCUUGAUGCUUUUAAAGUUUUCUGGUAUUCUUUUAAACUUUUUGUUCCUCAUAUAUGUGAUAUUUUGACAAAAGAUACCGAAAAAAACCAUGCUGCGUAUAAAGUCGUUUUACAUAUUUUGCUUCACAUUAUGUAUUCCGAUCGUGUAACAGAAGACUGGAAUGUAUUAAAGAUAUUGUUGCCAGCCGUUGUACUUUCCAAACCAUCUGAAAAAGAAUCUCUUAUUCAGUUAAGGGAGAAUCUUACACACUACAUGAGUUGUAACUUUGGUACGUGCACGAUCGAAUUAAAAGUACCCGAUAGAUGCCUGACUGUUGCGCGUACUUUAUGGAAACACACUCCACAUCCACUGUUGCCACAGCCCGAUGAAAAUAUGAUACAGAAUGGUGUGCAAAACUUGAAAAAAUUCAACGAAUCUAACUUAGCAGCGUAUAAUAGUCUGCGUGACGAACUGUUACGUUGUAUAUCGGAGAAAUGUUUACACUGGCGGCAUAGAUUAAUGGCAAUGAGUUUUAUAUAUGAUAUUCGUCAUCCAGAUCAAAAGUAUCCCGCGCAAGCAGCAUGUUACUUUUUGCAAGCUCUCAUACACGAUUCCGUACAGGAAAGACAGAUUGCUACGAAAAUAGUGGCAUGUAUGUUGAACCAACAACAGCGAAAACGUCGAAAG
Pseudomyrmex gracilis is the source of this 4047-nucleotide messenger RNA. Its product is annotated as proteasome activator complex subunit 4B-like. Lineage: Eukaryota; Metazoa; Arthropoda; Insecta; Hymenoptera; Formicidae. The transcript is spliced from 10 exons. Gene Ontology annotation, biological process: proteasomal ubiquitin-independent protein catabolic process. Gene Ontology annotation, molecular function: proteasome binding; peptidase activator activity. Gene Ontology annotation, cellular component: cytosol; nucleus. The annotation marks the transcript as partial. The record is from RefSeq and is a predicted model, not a curated record.